AGCCCCGCCCUCCGCUCUCCCCGCCCCCGGCGCUCGGCGCUGGCUGCGCUUGUCGCGGCUGCGGGGCCCGCGGGCGGCCAUGGCGGCGGGCGCCGGGGCCAGGCCGGCGCCGCGCUGGCUGAAGGCGCUGGGCGAGCCGCUGAGCGCGGCGCAGCUGCGGCGGCUGGAGGAGCACCGCUACAGCGCGGCGGGCGUGUCGCUGCUCGAGCCGCCGCUGCAGCUCUACUGGACCUGGCUGCUCCAGUGGAUCCCGCUGUGGAUGGCCCCCAACUCCAUCACCCUCCUCGGGCUCGCCAUCAACCUGCUCACCACGCUCGUGCUCAUCUUCUACUGCCCCACGGCCACCGAGGAGGCACCAUACUGGACAUACCUAUUAUGUGCACUGGGACUCUUUAUCUACCAGUCACUGGAUGCUAUUGACGGGAAACAAGCCAGAAGAACAAAUUCUUGCUCCCCUUUAGGGGAACUCUUUGACCAUGGUUGUGACUCUCUUUCUACAGUGUUUAUGGCAGUGGGAGCUUCAAUUGCUGCUCGCUUAGGAACUCAUCCUGACUGGUUGUUUUUCUGCUCCUUUAUUGGGAUGUUCAUGUUUUAUUGUGCUCAUUGGCAGACUUAUGUUUCAGGCGUGUUGAGAUUUGGAAAAGUGGAUGUAACUGAAAUUCAGAUAGCUUUAGUGAUUAUCUUUGUGUUGUCUACAUUUGGAGGAGCAACAAUGUGGGACUAUACGAUACCCAUUCUAGAAGUAAAAUUGAAGAUCCUUCCAGUUCUUGGAGUAGUAGGUGGAGCAAUAUUUUCCUGUUCAAAUUAUUUCCAUGUUAUCCUCCAUGGUGGCGUUGGCAAGAAUGGAUCCACUAUAGCAGGCACCAGUGUCUUGUCACCUGGACUCCACAUAGGACUAAUUAUUAUACUGGCAAUAAUGAUCUAUAAAAAGUCAGCAACUAAUGUGUUUGAAAAGCAUCCUUGUCUUUAUACCCUAAUGUUUGGGUGUGUCUUUGCUAAAGUCUCACAAAAAUUAGUGAUAGCUCACAUGACCAAAAGCGAACUUUAUCUUCAAGACACUGUCUUUUUUGGGCCAGGUCUGUUGUUUUUAGACCAGUACUUUAAUAAUUUUGUAGAUGAAUAUAUCAUUUUGUGGAUAGCAAUGGUCAUUUCUUCAUUUGAUAUGAUGAUAUACUUUAGUGCUCUGUGCCUGCAAAUUUCAAGACACCUUCAUCUAAAUAUCUUCAAAACUUCAUAUCAUCAAGCACCUGAACAGGUUCACAAGCAUAUUGACUGACUAAUGGCCCAAGGAAAAGAGGAGAUGCAGUUAGGGGAACCUAUGAGUGAAGGAAAUCCCCCUAUGCAGGAGGCUAGUAUACUAUCAAAUAAGGUUAUAUUUGAAUAUAAAACAUAAAUACUGCAGAUUCUAUUAUGUCUAUUUCAGAAAUGAAGCCCUCAUUGUGUAUCAUUUUUGAUCACGGGUAUUCUCAGAAUAAUACAAUCUGUAAAUUAGAAACAAGACUAAAGAAAGAAAUUUCAAUCCUAAAAAUAAGAAACUGAACUCCUAUAGUUCUAAAUGGCACUCUCUUUGAGAAAUAUUUAUUAGAUACUUAGUGUUUUCACUGCCAAAAGAGUACCUAAAAAUUGAGAAUGUAAAGGAUUUUAGCCAUUUUGAGUGUAUUUUGCUAAAAAUGGAAAAGUGAGCUCAUAAUACUGCAUAAGUGCUUGGCUUGUAAUUAUUGAGUCAAGUAAUGUUCUAAGAAUUUUAAAAAAUCAUAAUCAUUUUUCAAAUGAGGCACAUUAAAGAUCUUUGGUGAUCCAAAUCUUCAGCUACCAUCUGACCCUAUUUUUAAUUUUAUACAAUAGUUCUGUAGACCAUAUACCAUAUGAUGAAAUCAGAAAAAUAAUAAUGAAUAUGUACUAUAUCGGUCAUAGGCAAGAAAAAGGCCUAUUGAAAAAAACAGUGAAAGAUGAUAUUCCUUAUGUGAAUUAAGUACACAGAAAACACUCUGGAGUACUACUUACUUUGCCUCUGUAACUAUUAAAACUUCUCACAUAAGGACCUUCUUAGAAGUUUGAAUAGUACUUAAGAUUUAUAUUCUAAUACAUACUUUGGGUUAAAAGAAAAUCCCUUACAAAGUUCGAAAUUUUAGGAAAUAAACUGUCCUUUUAAUGUCAAAUAUUUGUUAAUGGUAGAGGAUUAAAAUCUUCCUGUACAAGUUAUCACAGUUAGAAAAAGAAUCUAUGUGGACUUGUUUUUUAAAACUUGGAAAACCUUAAAACUAAGAUAAGGGUGGGUUAUAGAGUCAAAAAUUAGAAUUUAAAACAUAGAAAAGCAGGAGAAAAUUGCUCCUCUUCUCCUAAUGGGCAUAUUUUUUGUUUUGAAUAAUACAUGGAAAACAAUCUCAGCAAAAAAUAAGUUUAACUGAUUUACUUCAAACAAAUGCUGAAACAAGUGUUUGUAUGUCCAUCCUUAUAAAUAAAAUGCAGAUUUUAAAAGAUGUAAAAAUUAACUAUUUGGGUUUGAAAAUAAUGUAAAAUUAAACUCAAUAUCAAAAAUGAGUAUUACCAAAUAUUAAAAUUGAAAAAACAUUCUAGGUAAUUUAUCUUUAAAGACAGAUGUCAUAUACUUAAACCAUAAGUAAUUAGGUAUGUUAAUGAUGUGUUCUUAUUCAUUGCUAAGGGCACAUGUGUCAGUUAGUUGCAGACCAAGCCGAAUUAAAUGACAUAUCUUUGUAGAAAUGACAGAUUCACAAAGCCGUGUUUUAAAACUGAUAUUUAUCUCUUGUUCGUUUGUUGAUGAUUUAAUGUUCAGAGGUAAUGAUUUUAACAGUUUUAUUCUAGAACAUAAACUUAAGUUAUACAACCAAUUCUAAUGAAAAUAAGACGAACUUAAGGAUGUACAUGUAAAAUAGAUUUUGUAUUUUUUUUCUUAAAGAAGAAAAAUGUAACCUUCUAUACUUGUGCUUUCUACCAUUCAGAUACACUAAAGCCAAAACCUAAAAUUAAAUCAUCUUUAGUGGUUACAGUGAAUUUUUCUCUUUAACAUUGUCAAUUAACUUUUAGCAAUAAAGAGCUGAAAACUUGAUACAUAUUAUUUAGGAAUAGCUGCUACUCACAUAACUGUUUAGAUUUUAUUUGGGGAUUAACAGAAAGGAAGGUCUUACAAUGAGACAAGCUAAUGAUUAAAGGUGUUAUAAUUUAAACUGGAAUUUCUAAACCACUUUACAGACUUACAUGCCUCUUAGCUAAUGUUGUAAUUGUAUCAUAUUACUUAGGUUUAAGUUCUGUCUUCAAAGUCAUCAGAAUAACAUGGAUUGAAGAGACUUUCGAACACUUGCCAUCUCUUCCUGCUGCUGUUUCAUGAAAGGAGAUAUUAAACAUUUGUUUAAUUUUUAGUUAAGUGUUAUACUUCUUUCAGCAAAUAAAAUAUUUCAGUGCUUA
Lemur catta (Ring-tailed lemur) is the source of this 3423-nucleotide messenger RNA. RefSeq names its product choline phosphotransferase 1 (gene CHPT1). Gene Ontology annotation, molecular function: diacylglycerol cholinephosphotransferase activity; ethanolaminephosphotransferase activity. The transcript has 8 exons. The coding region runs from base 80 to 1276 and encodes 398 amino acids. Gene Ontology annotation, cellular component: Golgi apparatus; endoplasmic reticulum membrane. Lineage: Eukaryota; Metazoa; Chordata; Mammalia; Primates; Lemuridae. Gene Ontology annotation, biological process: phosphatidylethanolamine biosynthetic process. The record is from RefSeq and is a predicted model, not a curated record.